Molecule: messenger RNA, 1832 nt
Organism: Cladophialophora immunda
Lineage: Eukaryota; Fungi; Ascomycota; Eurotiomycetes; Chaetothyriales; Herpotrichiellaceae
Exons: 1
Coding region: 470-1453 (327 amino acids)
Source: RefSeq, a predicted model, not a curated record
CCAAAAUCCAUGACCUAUUUCACGAUCCUGCCAAUCCAACAGAAGUGUUGCUUACCUACGGCGUUAGCACCGCCACGAUAUAAAUUCUCGACCAGUUCACGAUAAGCGCUUUUGAGGGGAUUAAAAACGGUGAGAUCGCACAGUUGGAGCUUAUGCGAAGUAUGGGACGGAAGUCAGCACAGAAUGAUGUUGUUCUCAAAACAAAACUGGAGGAUCUCCUCGGUCGUCGCUACCCGGCGGUGUUAAUUCCGCGCACUUUUAUCGGCUAAGUUUUGGCACCUCUGGGUGUCCGCAAUCGCGUUCUAUUUUGGGCGCAGGCUGCUGCCUAAUUUGAGGGGAGCGGAUUCAUUAAAUGUUCUACUAGAGCAACUCUUGACUUCAGGGAAAAACACUCCAGGGCAAAACCUUCACUUUAACGAGAGACAUUGGUCAACCAUUAUUACUAUGUGAAAUUUUUACAGGGUCGAGAAUGUUUUGCUUCACAUGUUGUGCAGCAUGUCAAAGAGAAAUUACAACCUCGAGAGUUUUUGCAGCAUCAAGCUUCGCCUGGCAUGAUGGCAAAUAUGUGCUGUACGUGUCUUCCAUGAACGACCGAGAGUGGAAAGAGCUAGCCGAGGUGAUACAACACGAUAGGACGGAACAUGAGGAUUGGAAGAUGGGAUAUUAUUGUUCCGCUACCAAGGAUUUGGAAGGAGUUCAGCAUCUUCUCUACGACGGUCCUUUUGGAACAAAUUCAAAAAAUUACUACGAAAGCUGUGAUCAAAGACAGAGGCGUACCGCGUCGCAGGAGCUCGAAGACACAUUAAGAGAUGCCAAGUAUGAUCUGGAGAGUCUGACCCGAGCUGAGCCCAUUUUGAAGGAAUCAGCCAGCUUGAGCUCCAUUCCCUGUGGAUUAAAUCAGUUUGUGGCGGAGACGUUAAGGCGUGGUCCCGUCGAAACCUUGGACUUCAUUCUUCGACACUCCGACGAUCAUGACAGCUUUUAUAGGUUGAAAGAUAUGUUCCUGGAAGACAUCAAGCGCCAAGUGGCAGGGCUGCAAAGAUGGAGUAAAGAUCGCCAAAGCUCGGAGGAACCUGACGCCUCUUUGUUUUUUGCUAAUAUCCCAAAUGUUGCCUUCGACCUAUUGAAGAAAUACUCUUAUCCGAAAAUAUAUGUCCUAGCGAGAGGGAAUGAACGAUAUCAGGGGUGUCGCUGGCUAAUGGAGGCACGAUCACCAUUUUUUGAGAAAAGAUCCGCGGCGGCAGAGUCCGGCAUGCUAGCAUCCGACCCGAACAAUGUGGACAUGACCGACAUUGACCCCGAGACAUUGAAGUGGUUGUUGCGGGACCUUGAAAUGCAUCCGAAAAUGAGAGACUGGUCCAACCUUCGCAUACGCGACGAUUUCCAGGCUAUCAUAGCAGCUGCGGAUGAGUACCGGAUGCUGGAUCUGAGUGUAGCUGCUGAAAAAAUUUGAGCAAUUGGCUUAUUGUUAUUGUAAUGCAGGGCCGGGGUUGAGCUGUGACUCAAUGGAGGAACAUGACGAAUUCUACAGGAUCCUGGGGACCGUCUGCAUAUGGAUGGCUGAGAAAUCAUGUCAGAUAAUUGCUUGUCUGCCGGGAAAUAGGACUGAAUAUACUCCAGGCCCUCUUGGAGGCCGAGGUGAUUCGCAGGCGGGGCAAUAGGUUGUUCUGAUAGCUCUCAAUCGUCUCCAGCAGAGGAACAGAGGAUUUCGGUGCAUACUGAGCGAGUUCUAGCGAAGCCUGAGUAGUAUCUGCCGGAAAGAACUGCGUGGCAAGAAAAUGAGCUAGGAGGUAGGCGAUUGGUGACAACGAAACCAAGCAUUACGGGUAUUA